Molecule: messenger RNA, 4360 nt
Organism: Ictidomys tridecemlineatus (thirteen-lined ground squirrel)
Lineage: Eukaryota; Metazoa; Chordata; Mammalia; Rodentia; Sciuridae
Source: RefSeq, a predicted model, not a curated record
CAAGUGACACAGUGCAAUUGAGAUGAUGGAGAAUCCUCUCUUUCCUCUAAAUAGCAUUAACACCACAUGGGUGAACCCCCGCUUUACAACCUGGGCAAUGGAUAUGAUCCUUGCCUUUGUGGUUGGACUGGGGAUCUAUCUCCUUUUAUUUCCUCACCUCCAGGGUAAUCCAUCCUUCCCACCACCAAGGAAAAAAGAAAAACUCUGGAAGCAUGUGAAGGUGAAGAAGGUGCUGUACAAGUGCAGGAAGAAGAGUGGAACUCUGAAAGGUAACACCUUGCCCUUUUAUCCCAGAGAUGGUAUAUUGUCCCCUUUCUCCAAGAGUUCAGAGCCAUGUUCCAGAGGAAGUUGGUUGCAGAGACCUGAGAGGGAAGAUGUUGGUUUAGGCAAUCGCCGGAUGAAUCUGAUGGAGAUUCAGAAUCUGAUUUUACUUCUGCAAAGUCUCCUAGGUAAGCUCUGGGACAAGGACAGUUCUCCUCUACUGGUAAAUGAAGACGUUGCAAGUGAGGUGUUCAUCCAAGAGCCUGCUGGAGUUCAAGAGCUACCUCAUCAACAUUUAGAAGAUCCUUCUAACAUCAUACCCUCAUUAGGUUCUCUAGCUCCUCUGACCAAACACACUCUGCCUUGGGCCUCAUCCUUAUCAGAAGAACAUGAAGACAAGUCUGACUUGAAUAGAAACACACUGGACAUUGUUCCACAGAGCUCUCUUGUAGGUCACUCAUACUGGGCAUCCCUGAUCACCACCAUCUCAGGCCUAGACUGCGUAAGCUAUUCAAUUUUGUUCCUCUCCUGGUGGUGGGCAACUGCCAAGCUCUUAUUUUUCUCUACCUGGGUAUAUGGAAAAUCCAAGCAAGAACAUAUUUUUCACCAUCCAUCAGACCCCACAAUCUCAGUAGACCCCACACGAUGGCAAGUAGAGUCUGGAGGCCUCUCUUUCAUCAACUCUGAUGUACAGACACUCCUAGAAAUGCCAAUCACCAAAAGAGCAGAACUAAAAGUGUGGAAGGAAAAUAUUAAAAAUGGGUCCUCUUUCAAACAAAUGAGUCCAGAUUACACCAUGUAUUCUCUGGGAAACAUGUUGGAAUUAAUGGGUAGCAAGAGAGACACCACUGCACAAAUCUUCGGGAACACAAAAGACAAACCAGAGCAGCUUCAUGAUUCUCAGGAUUUCUCUUACCACAAGGACUUGGGGAGUACUUUAGAGAAAAAAUACAGCCAGCUGUUCUGGGGCCUGCCCUCUCUGCACAGUGAGUCCCUGGUGGCUACUGCUUGGGUCUCUAAGAGGUCCUCUACUGCACAAUGUAAACAUGUAGCAUUCAACAUAGUCUCAGAAUCUCUCUCAGUUCAACAUCAGGAUGAAGAAACUGCACAGAUUUCUCAGGAGGAGCUCUUUUCCCAGGAGGAGGCCCAAUCCCAACUUUUGGCACAAAACUUGUCCCCAUCUGUGGCUCAGGGUCAGACCCUGUUUAGCACUUCAUACACUUUUCCAAACCUACCACCUUCUUCAUCCCAGAUUCAGCCUGGCACAACAACUUGUUCUAAAUCUGAAAAGAAGGAACAGACUUUCUUCCCAACUGAAGAACAACAUUCAGAAUGUCCCUUGCAGAACCAAAGGGAAAUCUUAUUCUCUGAGAUCCAAAAGACUCUGGAAGACCUUUACCAGCCAGCUCUCAACCUUCCUCGGGGAAGAUGGGCUUCCCAAAUUUCCAACUCUGUCUCAAUAGCUGCUGGGGAUUCUGCCAGCCAGGAACUAGAGAAUAGACUUGAGCAACAUAUUCAAGAAAAGUUAAUCAGUGAUCAACCACAGCUAGGCCCUCACUGUAGAUUUCUCGAAUCUCAGGAACAGAUAGAGCCUCAGGAUCAAUAUCCAGGGAAGAGUCAAUGCCACAAAAAUGAUGACUCUGGCCCCUCACAGUCCAGCCAGUCAGCACUUACUGAUAAUGAUCUGCAGAAUAUGGAGCAGCCCAGCCAGUCAACACUUGCUGGUCAUGAUCUGAAGAAGAUGGAGACUAAGCACACUGAAAGACUCUCUACAAUGGGCUCUGUAACCUUCAAACUAGAUUUCCCAAACAAGGAUCUAGAACCAGAACUACAGAAGCAGUCAGUAGAUAUAUCCUGGAGCUCAGGAAGCACCUUGGGGAAGAUUCAAAAUGACAAUAAGGAGGUUUCAGAAAGUUACUUGAGGAGGAACAGGAAGGGUAUUCCAGAAAGUGACUUAUCUACAGGCCUAGACAAGAAAAUUGUGGAAAAAGUCCUGCAAGACCAUCUAAGCAGAAAGUCAGUGCAGAUAAAGGAGGGCAUGAUCCCUGUGUGUGUACGUGGAUCCUGGCUUGCUGCCAACUAUGCUUUUCCAAAGUCCUACAUGCACAGAAAACCCAUCUAUCUAGCCUCCUCCAAGUACCAGCAAUCCUAUGUAAACACUGUUCAGCAGCUUUCCUUUCUUGACCCUGGAACUCACCUGAAGCUAGAAACAGAUAUUAUGAGGUCUCGGGUGAGGCGCAGGUGGAGUCCAUCCCUCCAGGCUUUUGAUCCCCUUAAUUACACCUUAAGUGAGGCUCAAACCUCACCCCUUCCACAGCCUGCCUUUUCCUCCUCAGCCUACAGUGACUACAGGGCCAUUUCCAUUGCCAAAAUUGGCAGUCUCCUGGAAGAACUUCCUCAGAAAGGUCAGAGAAAGAGGGUAAUAAGAAAAAUUUUAUUUCCCACUUUACAUAACCCCCUUCCUGCACUCUCACAUUCAGAAGCUCAGAAGACCCUGCAAGGAACCCCAAUGGGUGGCAGGCAUAUGACUUCAAAUGCCUACAUGUCUUCUGAUACCUAUAGCCAUCUGGACAUGAACCAACAGAGUACAGUUUUUAGAGGUAUUGGGAAAGCUAGCCUGGAGCCCAGUCUAAGCCUGGAUAUGGCCAGUUAUGAGCCACUGAAACAGAGUAAAGAUGUGGCCUCAGGAGACCCAUAUCCUGGUGCGACAAUGCUGGAAAUUAAGGUAGGGACCCAAUCCUCAACAGCUACAAAGACAAAGGAGACAGAGUUGGAGAAGAAGAAAUCAUCUGAAUGGGAAGUGACAGUGGAAGCCUCUGUGAUGGCAAACUCCCAAACCAUCAAUGUGAAUCUGAAGAAUGUAGGGUCUCUGGGAAACAUGAAAAGCCCCUCCCCGUCUAGAAUAUCUAUUUCACAAGAUCCAGGAGACCAAAACCUGAAUACAAAGAUAGGUAGUGGUUUUCAGGUCAAAGUGGAGUUUGAGUCAGAGGAGCAACACCAAGACCAGUUCACUGGAGUCCAGCAAGAUUGCCUCACUAAUGAGCUCUCCACCACAGACAUUUCACAUUCUGGGGUGUCCUUGUCCAACUCAAAGAGCUUUUGCAGGAUUCACAAGUCAAUAUCCCAAGCUCUAUGUAAUGCUGUAAUGAAAGCAGGGAGCAGCCAGGAGCAGGAGGAAUCCAAAGUCACAAAUAUUGAGGUUCCUGGAAAGAAUGACACUGAAAUGAUUUGUCUAAAUAAAAGCCAAGAGAGCUUUGGGAGGUCCAGACCAAGAGAGGAGGAAGGAAGUUCCCUAGAGUGUGGGUUGAGCCCUUCUGACAAAGUCAAGGACAUAGACACUACUUCAACAAAGUCCUUCUCUUGCUUUCCAGAGAAGGAACAGAAUCCUCCAAUAAGCUAUUGUAAUAUCAAAAUGAAGGACUUUGUGCAGUCUUUUAACAAUCAUCAAAAAGGAAAAGGGAAGGAAAAUUCCCUGAAUAAAGUCAACCUCCUGUCAGCUACCACCCAUACCCAGAAAUCAGCCACAAGCCAAAUAUUCAAGGAGAUUAGGGUGCUUGAACCCCAGGCCCUCAUGAGAGUUGUUGGACAGACCCUUAUGGACAAGCUGAUACUUCAACGUAGAAGUAUUUCAACAGAGAUAUAUGGGCAUAAAGAAGAACCCCAGAUGCUACUGGGUAGGCAAUCCUGUCAACCCAAGGGUUCUUCCUACCCAGAGAGAAGACAAAUGUUUAUAGACAUUGCCUCUGGUCCCCAAGCAAAACCAAAGGACCACAGCCCCAAGAACAAGUGGGCAGAAGACAAUAACUGGACCUGCAAGCCUAGGAAUGUUGAGCCUCCAGCCACCCCCUUCCAACUCAGGCCAAUUGGGGUGAGCACAUUGAGUCACCAUCAUUACCCAACUUGUUUUUUUCAAAAUGGUGAUGUGCAUGGUCAACCAGGUCUUGUUUACCAUGAGUUUCCUGGUGAAAAAACUUUCAGAAAAAAAUGAAUUCAAGGGGAAGAAAAACUGUCAUCAUGUGAACCCCUUCUCUAAAGACUAAUGUCUUCUUCCCUUCUGGGAUUUCAAUUGCUUCCUAAUAAAUUGUUUUUUUCCUUUUCU